AUGUGCUAGCGAUAAAGUAUCCAUAAAUAAUCUUUAUAUUAUUGAGAAAAAUUCACAAUCACUCAUAGGUCACAACAUAACAUAACACAACACAGGUGUAAAUAAUAAUUUGGAAAAAGUGAUAUUACAACUACUAUUACUAUUACAAAAGAACAUGCCCACGGCCGAAGCCGAACGUCCUGCUGCCAGCGGCAGCGGUAGCAGCACCACCACAAGCUCCUCAUCCAACACGGCCGCCAAUCAGCGCGGUGUCAGCCGCGUACUUGCCAAAUUGUCGCAUUCGUUGGCCGAAGGAGAAUAUUACGAGGCCCACAUGAUGUAUCGAACGUUAUAUUUUCGAUAUACUGCCCAAAAACGUUACGAGGACUGCUUAGAAUUGUUGUACGAUGGUGCACAAAAGCUCAUCGAAAAAGAGCAGGAGAGCAGUGCUGCCGAUUUGUGUUUAUUGCUAUUGGACACACUGGAAAAGCGUGGUGCCAUUGCCGAAGAUGUUGAUAACUUUCAGUGGGUGCCACGACUGGGCGCACUAAUACGUGGCCUUAGCGCCACGACAGUGGAGCGUGAAACACUUAUUCAACGCGUUGUCAAGUGGAGUACGGCAUUGCAUGGACAAUUUGGCCAUCCAUUGUUGCAUAAACUGAUUGCGCAUGUCUUUUGGGCCGAAGGCAACAUUGAGUCAGCACGUCAUCAUUACUUGCUCGCCCAGGAUGGCAGUCUCUGUGGUCGCGUCCUCAUCGAGAUCAGUCAAAACAAGGGCUUCCAAAGUGAAGUGGAUUUGUUUGUGGUGCAAGCAGUGUUGCAACAAUUAUCGUUGAAGGAUCGCAAGACCGCGGAGGAGACAUUCAUCGAGUACACACGUUAUCAUCCGAAAUUAUUGCGACAUGCGUUUCCCUACAAGGAACCGCUGGUGAAUUUCCUCUACUUUCUGUUUCGUCUCAUCGAAACGAAGAGUGUGACGGGUUUUCGUGCUCUACGCAAACUUUACGAUCCCUCCCUGAAGCGCGACACAUCAUUUCACAAAUAUCUGACGAAAAUCGGUGUCAUCUACUUUGAUGAGCAGCCAGAACAUGUGCACACUGGACCCGCCGGACUUGGCGGCAUGUUUGGCGAUAUAUUCAAUCGUUUGAUGCAGGGUUUCGAUGAUGAUGAUGAUGAUCAGCAGCAACAGCAUCAAAGCAGCAGACCUGGCCAGCAGCAGAGACAACGACAACAAAAUGCAAGCAAUGAGCUCGAUUAGCGGCAAAUUCAAUUAAAAUUCUUUGCUACUUAUACAACGGGCUUUCUUUAUAAUGUUAUCAUAUAAACCACAUACAUAUAUAUAUUUGCUAAAAUCUAAA
Drosophila sulfurigaster albostrigata is the source of this 1337-nucleotide messenger RNA. RefSeq names its product Golgi to ER traffic protein 4 homolog. Gene Ontology annotation, biological process: protein insertion into ER membrane. Gene Ontology annotation, molecular function: protein binding. The record is from RefSeq and is a predicted model, not a curated record. Gene Ontology annotation, cellular component: BAT3 complex; cytosol. Lineage: Eukaryota; Metazoa; Arthropoda; Insecta; Diptera; Drosophilidae. The coding region runs from base 155 to 1237 and encodes 360 amino acids. The transcript has 2 exons.